UUCAUUUUCAAUCCCUAAAUCGACAACCAAAUCAUUCAAUGAAAUUUUAGGGUUUAUAAUUCACGAUGACAACUACAUGGAAUAUACGAACAAACAAUAGAUUCAAUCCUACAUGAAAUUUUAGGGUUUAUAAUUCAAUGAAAUUUUAGGGUUCGAAACAUUGAUAAUAGUAAAUUAUUAUAACUCAAUUUAAUCUUAUAAUAUAUAUGGAAACUAGAAGCAGCAGGAAGAAAUCCCUGGCACCUGUAGCUAUGGAGUCUGCGGGAUCUUCAGAUAAUGAUAAAAGUGUAAUUAUGACGAACCUCCCUAUGUUUUUGUUUUUGAAGGCACUGAAGAGGGGGUUAGUAAAUUUUGACAAGGUCAUCAAGGUGCGGUUUCUCCACCGCAUGGAUUACACAUAUACUAGGGCAUGCAUUCUUGUGAUGGAAUCCCGUGAUGCGGCAAAAAAGAUCGUGAAAAAAUGGGAAAAAUCUCCGGUCCAUUUCAAGAAUAAUAUAGAGGUCAAACUGGAAAUGUACAGUGAAACUCUCCAUGAGCUUGUGAAAGAAAAAGGAAGGUAUAAGGCAUGGGCUAAGCUAAAGAGUAAACCGGGUGAGGCGUACCAGGUUUAUGAAAAGCUGGAGUACCUCUUACAAAGUUGUUCUCCCACAGAUUACCGAAUCUAUAAGAUGAAAGGCAAAUGCACGGGGCAUGUUAAGCUCCGGUUCAAAACGCAGGAUGACAAGGACAAAGCGGUUGAGAUUUUUGAAAUGACAGGAUCAGAAUGGAAAUUUCGCGGUUAAGAUAAAGGGCCUUGUUAGUCGUAUCAUCUAUGAUAUGCCUUACGGUGAACUUAUGAUUUUGUUGCCGCUUUUAUUCCAAAAAAUUGCUGCUGUGUUGCCAGGGGUGGAGACUCUUUAUUUGACAUGAUUUUGGAAUCUACAACAAAUACGAACCAGUAAGAUCAGCAAGGCGGAGGCUGUGCAUGCUAUAAACUUCAACUAGUCACAUUCACUUCUAAUUAUUGGAUUUUGGAACAUUUCUUGCGCCUUUUAUUUCUUGAUAUUUCGAUGUGAUUUAGACUAAACCUUUAUUCCUUAGGUUUGUUAAUGGGUGAUGAAACCGGCAUUCUGUUAUUUGGUACAACACCAUAUGCAUAUUAUGGUAUAUAGAUCUAAGUUUUCCUUGAAA
Messenger RNA from Erigeron canadensis, 1170 nucleotides. RefSeq lists its product as uncharacterized. NCBI's taxonomy places the organism in Eukaryota, Viridiplantae, Streptophyta, Magnoliopsida, Asterales, Asteraceae. The record is from RefSeq and is a predicted model, not a curated record. The transcript has 9 exons. The coding region runs from base 207 to 782 and encodes 191 amino acids.